AUGGUUUCCCGAUUGACAGCUUUUCUACUUCCCUUGGGAGUCGCUUUGGCUCAAAAUGCUACAUCAGGGACUCCCACUUAUUCGAAUGGAUCUUCCACGGUACCACCGACAGCAGUAGCAACGCAACUCGACAUUAACGUCGAAGACUUAUGGAAUCUUUUUGUUGGCCCAGUCUCUACAGCCGCUGUGAAUACUACUGUUUCAGCGACACCUAUUCCAACAUCCGAACUAGUUCCACCACCAGGUCUCGCUUAUCCCUCAUUUCCAAAUGGCCAACAGAUACCAGCAAUGGUAUCUAAUUCGAGUUGGAAGUUCCCGAGCGGCUUUUGGUGGGGAGUCGCAAGUGCCGCGUUCCAAGUCGAGGGUGCAGUGAAAGAUGAAGGCAGAGGUCCCAGUAUCUGGGAUGUGCUGUUGCAUCGAGUCACUGGAUUUUCGACUGCCAAUCAAACGGGAGAUAUUGCAGAUAACCAGUAUUACUUGUACAAACAAGAUAUUGCACGCAUCGCUGCACUUGGUGUUCAGACAUACUCCUUCUCAAUAAGUUGGUCACGUGUAUUUCCAUUCGGCAGAGGCGCUGUUAAUGAGGAGGCCCUCGCACAUUACCAAGAUGUCAUUGAUACCUGUCUCGAGUAUGGAGUCGAGCCAUCAGUAACACUUUACCACUGGGAUUUACCCCUCUAUCUCCAAAACUUGUACGGUGGAUGGCUUAGCGAGGAAAUUGUCGGCGAUUUUGUCGAAUACGCUCGUCUUGUGUUCGGAAGAUAUGGUGACAAGGUCAAUAGAUGGUUCACUGUCAAUGAACCGAUUGUUUUCUGCAACACUUAUCCACUACCGGAUGGAUAUUUCAGAGAUACAGGGAUUCCUAAAAAGCAGCAACCGUUUUGGUGUGGCCAUAAUGUCUUACUCGCGCACGGAGAGGCAUAUCGAUUAGGAAAGUCCAUGGGCUUGAACGGGACAAUUUCUUUCAAAACAAACGGUGGUUACAAGAUUCCACUGACCAAUUCAAGUGACGAUGCACUUGCGACCCAAAGAGCCUGGGAUUUCAACGAAGGAUGGUUUGCCGAACCCACAUUCUUGACAGGCGACUAUCCGCAGAACGUGAAGGAUUACGUUUCCGGAUUCUUACCAGCGUUCACUGAGGAGCAAAAAACAAUGAUCAACGGAUCAAGUGACGUUUUCGCACACGAUGCCUACACAUCACAGUUCUACAUGGCACCGGACUCCGGAGUCGCCGCAUGCGUCUCCAACUCCUCCCACCCACUCUACCCAACUUGCGCCAACUCAACCUACACCUACGCCUCAUCAUCCGGCGGCUGGGCUAUAGGAGCCGCAGCCGAUCCUCUCUCCCCAUGGCUCCAUAAAGCCACAGACUGGGUCCCAGCUUUUCUCCACUACAUGCAAGACACAUGGAAACCCGCAGGCGGCAUCGCGAUCACCGAGUUCGGAUUCGCAGAGCCAUUUGAGGCGUUGAAAGUUCUCAAACAAGAUAUCGUGACGGAUCCUAUUAGAAGCAGUUAUUAUCGCGAGUAUAUGCAAGCGAUUCUUAUUGCUAUUAGUGAGGGUGUUGAUGUAGUUGGCACGCUUGCUUGGUCGAUUGUGGAUAAUUUGGAGUGGCAGGCGGGAUAUCAGAGUCGUUUUGGUAUACAAUAUGUUAAUUUCACGACACAAGAGAGAGCAUACAAAGCGAGCUUUUUUGAAUAUGUCAAUGCGUUCAAGCUCUAUGGGACGGAUCCUGUUGUCCCGCACUACGUGGGAGAGAGCUAA
This is a messenger RNA of Glarea lozoyensis ATCC 20868, 1764 nucleotides long. RefSeq names its product (Trans)glycosidase. Gene Ontology annotation, biological process: carbohydrate metabolic process. The record is from RefSeq and is a predicted model, not a curated record. The coding region runs from base 1 to 1764 and encodes 587 amino acids. The transcript is spliced from 6 exons. NCBI's taxonomy places the organism in Eukaryota, Fungi, Ascomycota, Leotiomycetes, Helotiales, Helotiaceae. Gene Ontology annotation, molecular function: beta-glucosidase activity.